UUUCUGAUUUGCAAAAUAAAAUGAAAUCGGGGCCAAUUCGUAGUUAUGAAUGCCUUUGUAUUGUGUACCCAUCAAAGUUUAAAAACCAGCCGUAUAUAUCAUAGUUAAAUUUCGUUCUGUUUCUUCAAAGUGCAAGUGGUCGGUGUGAAAACAUGGAUCAUGAAUUCUUUUGAAAUAAUAUUAACGAGCAAGUGACAAUGUUAGCCAGUGUACAAUCGAAAUUCAGUUUGCUACGCUGCUAAGACAUUUUACCUUUUUUUUUUACUGCUAUGCUUUGUCACGCUGAGUUUAGAUAACCUAAAAAAUGUGAUCAGUUUUAAUUUGGAUAGUGAUUACAAAUUUUUUAUAAAUUACAGUUUUAAUCAAAAUAUUGAAAAGUUUUUUUAGAAUGGAUUUAAGACAUUUCAGCUGGGAUAUAUUUUUCUUCUCUCUUGGGAAUUUAUUUUUGUUAACGGAUUGUACAUGUACCUACCCAACGGACCUUCAGAAUGGAGUCUGGUACGACAGCAAUAAAGGUCAGCUGACUUAUACAGCUAAUCAGAUGACAGGUUACACCUACUCAUCUUAUAAUUCUGGAAGUUCAGUAUGGACCUGCCACUUAAUAGAAGGCGACUACGUCGUGUCAAAAGCCGGCAGUCCGAUAGAUGUCUUUGGUUCUAACUUUGAUGCUUAUAUAUGUCAGCUGAUGACUAAAAUAACAAGUUAUUCCUAUUCCUAUUAUAUAGAAGGAGAUAACCAAGCAAAUGCAAAUGGUGAACGAAUGAACAUUUUUAUCACCGGAUCAUCUGUGACAGUAGCUCAAGCGUGUAAUAAAACAGCUUCAAUACCAACAGAAGAAUUUCACGUUCUCGUCAAGUCCACAAAUAUGGCAGACGUCAAACAAUGGCUGCCAACACCGUUGCUAGGCACAUUUGAGUACACAAAAGUAACGUCUGCUGGUGUUUCUUCCUGUGGUACAGGAUCUGUCUGGGACGUCUGCAAUAACCGAACGACCAUGACCUUCAACAUGACACAGUGCAAUUCAAUAGUCGCUUAUUCUCAGGGAGAAGUUUACGGCGUGACCUCUGUGACAAAGGGGUCAACUUAUUACGCUUUGGUUGUGAAUCCAGGUACUGCUGAUGAUUCUACAUAUUUCCGAUUUACCUGUAUGGCUGUUACACAAUCAGGGUCCACUGUAACAGUGGUAGAGAAGAGCGGAAGUUGUGGACCUGGACAAAACACUACGUUGGCUGGAUCUGGAGGUUCCAAGUAUACCAUGACACCAUAUGUAACCUGUCCAUUUACUACUGACAGCCCUGCAGAAUCCAGCAGCAACACUGGUUUAAUCAUCGGUAUUGUUAUAGCUCUCCUCAUUCUUAUCGCAGCUGCUGUAGCAGGAUUUAUAAUUUAUAAGAAGAAGAAAAAGCAGAUCCACACAUAUGACAAGAAACAGGAAGAAAACGCAAACGAUCCGGGAUACCUGCAUAGAGGUUAUACAAAUUUACCAGACAGCAUGACAACAGGUUUAACAACUAAUUCAAGUGUACCUCAACCAGACUCCAACGGAAAACCAGCUCUUUCCAACUGAGAAGAUUGAUGAAUGUUCGUCUAAGACAAUAGAUUUAACACUGGUCACCACGACCCCUUUGAUUUGAUUCCUCUAUUUAAAAAAAUUAAAUUUCAAAGAUUUGUUUAAUAUCACCAAAAUAAAGUAUGUUCACUGUUUAUUUUUCAGACUAGAAUAUUAAAUGUAUCUAGGAAUUUUUCAGUGUUCGUUGAGGCUUCUAAAAGAGACGACUUGACAUAAGCUUGUUAACGUUUAUGCUGUUAUAUAGCCUCCUCUUUUAAAUAGAACGGCAAUAUUCCUAUCAUGCAAUACUACUUUUUCUUAGUAUGAGGUCUUUCAUGCUAAAAAGAAUUUGGUACCUUUUUGUUAUUUCCUAAAUGUCUAAAGACUUUUUGUAUAUUAUCAUUAUUUUAUUUCUGAAAAAUUGUGUGUAUUUUUAACAUUCUAAAAUUGUUAUUAAAAUUUUAUUUGUUAUUAUGUACACUGAUGUACCUGAGUGAAUGUUUGUUUUUAAUUUAGAGUGAUGCAAUGUAUUUAUUUUAUGUGUGCCAACCACUUGUCCUUAUAUAUCCGGAAAUUCACGUGAUAACGUAUUCAUGAACGUAUCCUUAAAUAAUUGUACAUGCCUCUUUUCAUUCUUUAACAAGGCAUACGCACAAGAACAAAAUGCAGAGAAAGUAGUUUCACCUAACUUUUGCAAUUGGUUUCUUUCAUUACAAUAUACCUGGUAUUAAGUAAAUUGGACUUGUGCAGACUGGUUCUAUGUUCUUUGCUAAGUUUUAAUGCUGUAAAAUAGCCUAUUUUCGAGAGGUCGAUUUUUUUCUUGGUAUAAAGCAAUUUUUGUGUUAAGAGCUAUUUCUCUGCAAUAUGAAAUGAUAUCAUUUCAUGGGGCAUGGGAUAUUUAAAAUGUGUGGUUUCUCAUACCAGGGAAACAACGAAAAUCACCCCUCCCCCAAAAAUGAAUAAAAUAAGCGAUUUUACAGCGUGUUUUAAUGUUUUGUUAAUUUACACUAAAAGUUGUUGCCUUUAUUCAAAAUACAUUUGUUCAAGAGGAAACUUUUAUGUAUUUGAAAGAGAAUGUAUGUGCAGAAAUCGUCAUGACUGUAGAAAGACGACACUUAGUGAUUCGACUUGCAGUGAUGAGUCUAUUUUGUAUGACUGUUAAUUUUCUCAUUUUUUAACUAUUAAUUAGUAUUUGAGGACUUCCUCAUGGAUAUAAAGUGGAUAUGUGAUGUGUUUACAUUGACUAAUGCUAAAACAAUGAUUAACUCUGUAGAACUGAAAAUGAG
Molecule: messenger RNA, 2835 nt
Organism: Saccostrea cuccullata (small rock oyster)
Lineage: Eukaryota; Metazoa; Mollusca; Bivalvia; Ostreida; Ostreidae
Exons: 10
Coding region: 389-1567 (392 amino acids)
Source: RefSeq, a predicted model, not a curated record